UGUGUCUCUACGACUUCGGACUUGACUGCUCACUUUUCCUUUCUUUCUUUCCGGUCACUGUAUAGACAGGGUGUUAGACAUGGCGCGCACAGACUCUGUAGACAGCAACAUUCCCACGACAUAUACCCUAAUCUAUUCGUUCCUCAGAAGACGAACACAUAUGAAGGCAGCUGAAGCCGUAAGGAAAGCUGCUAAGGAUGUCGUAAAACUUAAGGACGCCGAGGAUGAGGAUAGUGUCACGCUAGAACGCGUCGUACGCGAAUGGAAACUCAUGACCAGUGCAGGCUCAUUAGCCAAGGUUGGAGACAGCUCAAACAAAACCAAAACGAAGGCGAAGAAGUGCAAAGAGCCCAGCUCCAAUCCGAAAUCUGACUCCAAGGACUCCGAUUCUUCCUCUUCAAGCUCAACAUCGGACUCAGACGAUUCUUCCUCGUCUGAUAGUGCAUCGAAAAAGAAGGCAAAGGCAAAGAAAGCUUCGCCUGGUCGCUCAAGUAAAACAUUAUCCGGCUCUUCCGAUUCUUCUAGUGAAGAGUCGUCCAGUGAUGCCUCUAAGGCGAAGAAGAAGGCGGCGAAGGCGGCGAAGGCGGCGAAGAAAAGCGGCACCAGCAGCUCCUCCGACUCCUCCGAGUCGUCAGAUGCUUCAUCAUCUUCGGAUGCCAAGGCCAAUGUGAAGAAAGAGGUAAAGGCGAUUGAGAGCAAGACGAAGGUGGAUGAGAAGAAGGACGCGUCGUCGAGUUCCAGCUCUUCUUCCUCAUCUUCGGACGAUUCGGAUCCAGAUUCGGACAGCUCAGAUUCAGACGCAAAGAAGACAGAUGCAAAGAAGACAGAUGCAAAGAAGAAAGACGCAAAAUCAAAAAUCAAGGCCAAAGCUGAAAGCAGCUCCGGUUCUGGUUCAAGUGACAGUGACAGCGAUGAAGAGAGCAGUAGCGAGUCCGAUAGUAGUGGAGAGGAAAUCUCGAGUACAGACGAGAAGAUAAAGGCUAAGGUGGCGGCCGCAAAGGAGAAGAAGGAGAAGGAGAAGGGAGGCAGUAGCGGCGAGAGCAGCAGCGACUACAGCGACUCGGAUAGUGACUCUAGCGAUUCAGAUAACGGGGGCUCAAAGAAAGACGAAGAAGAGAAGACUUUUGCCCCUGUUGCUGCUCCUGACACCAGCGCUGCUGUACCUGCAGGUCAGAAACGCAAGUCGGGCGACGCUAAUAAUUCGGAUUCAGAUUCCUCACCAGAGUCAAACUCUGAUUCCGAUUCCGAUGAUGACUCUUCGUCUUCGUCUUCAGCGGAUUCCGACGAAGUAAAGGUCGUCAAGAAACGUCGAAUGGAGAACGGGGAUGCUGUCCCAUCUGCUACCGCGAAGGAAAAUCGACAUGACGAGGACGAUGGCUCGGGCGGCGUCAAGUCUUCAUCUCAGAGCAAUUCGAACGGAAAUGCAGAGACGAAUGGCAACGGAAAGGAGAAGAAGAAGGCCCCGAGGAAGAGCAACACUCCAUUCCAGAGGGUCAAAGCGGACACCAUCACGUUCGACCACGAGCGGUUGAAGGAUAUGAGGUUUGAAUCUAGGGGUGCGGCUGAGACUGAUUACGGGGCCAGGGCCAACAAAGACUUGAUUGUCACGCGCGGUGCAGGAUUUAGGAAGGAGAAGAAUAAGAAGAAGAGGGGAAGCUAUCGGGGAGGAGAUAUUACAAUGGCGAGCCAUAGUUUUAAAUUUACUGACUAGAUGCGCUAGCAUUUACAUUCUCUUCCUACCGUACCACAUACCAAUGCAUCUUAAUUUCAUUCGCAGUCCGUACUUUUUCAAGUCCAUUUGCGGAUCGGUGUCCGAUCGACCAUGUCCUCGAUCAUCACACGAUCUUCCCACAUGCAUGGUGCAUGCACCCUUCAUUGACAUCCACUUACCAUCGACGAUGCACUGUUGAUGGCCUCAAAGCUCAACUCACAGCCAGUAACUACUACGAUGAUGACAUUCUACAUGCUGCCAGACGGCGCCGAGCUCGCAUUUGACGUCUUGGGUGCUUCCCACAUCGGGACAGCUACACCACUUAUCCUCGUAUGCGGAAUGAGUUGUCUCGGAAGCGAUUGGCAACGCCUUAGUAUGGAAUUGUCAAACAUUCGCCCUGGUGAGUGCAUGCAGCGUGCUGUAGAAUAAUGUACUUCAUCUAGGACGCGUAGUGUUGGUCUUCGAUCAUAGGGGCAUUGGACAGUCCAAAUAUUCAUCUGUGAACAAGGGUGGCGACAUCACGAUUGAGUCUAUGGCUCGAGACCUGCUUGAAUUGAUUCAUUGGUUAGGCUGGAAGGAGAUCAUUCUUUGCGGUUUCUCAAUGGGAGGUAC
Somion occarium is the source of this 2323-nucleotide messenger RNA. The record is from the annotation of a GenBank genome assembly. NCBI's taxonomy places the organism in Eukaryota, Fungi, Basidiomycota, Agaricomycetes, Polyporales, Cerrenaceae.